Aspergillus alliaceus is the source of this 1005-nucleotide messenger RNA. RefSeq names its product aminoglycoside phosphotransferase family protein. NCBI's taxonomy places the organism in Eukaryota, Fungi, Ascomycota, Eurotiomycetes, Eurotiales, Aspergillaceae. The record is from RefSeq and is a predicted model, not a curated record. The transcript has a single exon. The coding region runs from base 1 to 1005 and encodes 334 amino acids.
AUGGAUUCUACUACCCCAACCCCAGUCCCAAUCUCAACCCUCCAAACCUUCACAACAACCACCCUCUCCCUGCCAACCGCAACCCUAACCCGCCAAUCGAAAAUAGAAGGCGACGACCACAUGAUCUACCUAAUCACCGAAUCGCCCUCCCACAUCCUCCGCGUCACAAAGCCACGUCCAGGCGAGAAUCGCCUCCUCCCCGGCUUCCAGAUGCAAGCCUUCGACAUCGCGAUCCGGGGACUCAUCCGCGAAGAAUACCUGUCCCGAGGGCUUGACGCGGACUUGAUACCCGCUUCUAUUGGGCAUAAAGUGAUGAGUGAAGAUGGGGUUUAUGCGGCGUCUGUGGAGACGAAAUUAACUGGGACUGGGUUACAUUUAGAUGUCGAGAAAAAUACUUCUGAGGCGACGGUCCGGGGACUGGUGGAGUUGAUGCGUGUGAUGAGGGGGGUUGAUGUCCGGAGCUUGGAAGAGAGGCUAGGUGUUGGGUUUAGUGUUCCUUCUAUCCCGUUUCCGGACUUAAGAGUGUGGAGGGAGAGGGCUAUUCUGGGUUGGAAGAGGCUGAUUCGACUUGGACAGGUGGAUUAUGGAGAUCAGGCGGAGGCUGAGGGGCUGGUGGAGCGGAAGACAGAGUUUAUACAGCGGAUUCGGGAUCUUUCCGAUCAUUCGUGUCAGGUGUUCAUUCACAAUGAUAUUAAGGGGGAGCAUAUUCUUGUUGACGGCUGUGGGCGGAUUACGGGGAUAUUGGAUUGGGCUGAUGCUGGGAUUGGGUGCGCGGCAACGGAUAUUGCGGGGUUGGUGUUGACUGUUGGGACGCGGUUGGCGACGAGGAUUGCGGCGGAGGUUGGGUAUGGGGAGGAUGAGAUUCUGCGGGGGGUGAUGCAGGCGAGGUGUGAGUGUGUUUCGAGGUUGGACGAGCGGUUGAAUGGGGGCGAUGAGUUCAGUCCGAUACCUUUGCUGAAGGAUCAACUUGCUUUGUCGUUGGAGGAGUGCGAGCUUGUUUGGUGA